Molecule: messenger RNA, 1329 nt
Organism: Ylistrum balloti
Lineage: Eukaryota; Metazoa; Mollusca; Bivalvia; Pectinida; Pectinidae
Product: monoacylglycerol lipase abhd6-A-like
Exons: 9
Coding region: 144-1178 (344 amino acids)
Source: RefSeq, a predicted model, not a curated record
CUCACGUAACAGGGUGGAGAAGAGGAAACUAUUAUUUUGGCGACUUCCAUCCAGCUCUAAAUCUGAACAUGAUCUACCUGUGUUGAAUAUAUAAUUCAUUUAUUUUUUCCAUUAAGUACCAUUUCCAACUCCGCCACUCAGCCAUGGCUUCACCAGUACUCGAUAUUGUGUCGACCGUGAUGAUUUACCCUGUACUAGUCACCACAGCUACAGUGACAGCAGCGACUCUCCUUCUCUACCUCAGUCGACCAGUUCUUGUUGUUCAGGCAUACAUGAGACUUGCAGUGUUGCUAAGUGGCAUGAAGAUUCAGUAUGUAAAACUUGGGAACCAGACAUUAUGUUAUGGAGAGAGAGGUAGAAGACGAUCUGACAAGUCUUCCAUUCUCCUUCUUCAUGGAUUCUCAGCUGACAAGUUUAUGUGGGUGCCUUUAGUGAAGAAUCUGCCUGAUUACCAUGUGAUUGCGUUGGACUUGCCUGGACAUGGGGACAGCAGCACUCCCUCCGAAGAUGAAGACAUCUCCUUUAUUGGACAAGUGUCCACAGUUCACCAGUUUGUAGAAGCUGUUGGACUAAAUAAGGAACCAUUCCAUAUAGUGGGGAUGUCUAUGGGUGGUUCUAUUGCUGGCUUGUACACUGCAAAAUACCAAGAUCAUAUUGAGAGGGUCACAAUGAUAUGUCCAGCAAUGAAGACACCUAAGGACAGUGAAGUUUCAAUUAAAAUCCGAGAGAUUAUGGAAUCUGGAGAUGAUGAAACCAUCCUUAAGGAUUGCCCAUUUAUACCAAAGAACCCAGAGGAGAUGAAACAUAUGUUAAGCUUUGCUCAAUUUUACAAGCCUAAUUUCUUUUUUACAAAUCAGAUCCUGCAAGGUGCUGUUGAGAUGAGAAAACCAUACCACAAGUUUUUCUUUAGAUUGUUCAAGUCCCUUGCCAGCUGGGAAUAUGCAGGAAUAUUGGAAAAUACAGCUCACAAAAUUAAUGUACCUAGCCAACUUAUAUGGGGCGAGGAAGACCAGGUGAUCGAUGUAUCAGGAGCAACUGUGCUGCAAGAGAAGCUGCCAAACUGCCAGUCUGUGGAUAUCAUUUCCCGCUGUGGUCAUGCUAUCAAUCUGGAUAGACCAGGAUCUAAGACCAAGGCUAUACUAAAAUUCAGAGGCGAACUUAAAACCAAACAAAGCUGAUGGUCCAUAUCACAACACAGCACAAAAUAUACACCUGCUCAGUUUUGUUUUUGCUUUUAUACAAAAGAUGGCAUUUGAUAAUCAUUAUUUUAGGCAUUUUUAAUAUCAAAAUUGGCUAAAAUGGUUUAAGAAUUGAUAUAAUAGAAAACAU